AUGGCCCCCCCUAGGUCCCUUCUGAUGCUGGCCCUGCUGGCCUGGGCUAUUCUGGCUGACCAAGAGUCAUGCAAGGAUCGCUGCAACGAGGGCUUCAACCCGGAGAAGAAGUGCCAGUGUGAUGAGCUCUGCUCUUACUACCAGAGCUGCUGUGCCGACUUCGUGGCUGAGUGCAAGCCCCAAGUGACCCGCGGGGAUGUAUUCACUAUGCCAGAAGAUGAGUACUGGGUUAAUGGCCUCGAUUCGGAGACGGAAUAUCCCAGUGUCCCCACAGAGACAGAGAGCACCCCCCUUGACAGUAACCCACAGACCCCUGAAAAUACUCCUGAGCAAGGAUUUGUUCUGCACACUGAGGAAGAGAUCCCAGGACCAGAACAGGAGACCUCAGGGCCUGCCGUGGAGGCUCUAAGGCCUGAGAGCACCGAUCAAGAGAUCCCCGAGUCCUCAGCAGAGGAGCUGUGCAGUGGGAAGCCCUUUGAUGCCUUCACUGACCUCAAGAAUGGUUCCCUCUUUGCCUUCCGAGGGAAGUACUGCUAUGAGCUGGAUGAAUAUGCAGUGAGGCCGGGGUACCCCAAGCUCAUCCAAGAAGUCUGGGGCAUCGAGGGCCCCAUUGAUGCUGCCUUCACCCGCAUCAACUGUCAGGGGAAGACCUACCUCUUCAAGGGAAGUCAGUACUGGCGCUUCGAGGAUGGUGUCCUGGACCCCAAUUACCCCCGUAGCAUCUCUGAAGGCUUCGCGGGCGUUCCAGACAAUGUGGAUGCAGCCUUCGCCCUCCCCGCUCACAGCUACAGUGGCCGGGAGCGGGUCUAUUUCUUCAAGGGGAAACAGUACUGGGAGUACGAGUUCCAGCAGCAGCCCAGCCGGGAGGAGUGUGAAGAUAGCUCCGUCUCAGCUGUGUUUGAACACUUUGCCAUGAUGCAGCUGGCCGGCUGGGAGGACAUCUUUGAGGUUCUUUUCGGGAGCAGACCCUCUGGUGGUACCAGACCGCCCCAGUCCAUCAGCGAGGACUGGCCUGGUGUGCCCGAGAAAGUGGAUGCAGCCAUGGCUGGCCGGAUCUACAUCUCAGGCUCCGCUCCGCGCUCCUCCUUGACCAAGCGCACUAAGUCUAAGUCUAAGCGUCGCAACCGUAAACGCUACCGUUCACAACGCGGCCGCGGCGGCGGCGGCAGUGGCCACAGCCCCAAGUCCCACCGGAAAUCCCGUUCCAUCUGGCUGUCCUUGUUCUCCAGUGAGGAGAGUGACCUGGGAGCCUACAACUAUGAUUACGCCUUGGACUGGCUUGCGCCUCCCAAAUGCGAGCCCAUCCAGAGCGUCUACUUCUUCUCCGGAGACAAGUACUACCGAGUCAACCUUCGCACACAGCGAGUGGACACUGUAAACCCUCCCUACCCACGGAACAUCGCCCAGUACUGGUUGGGCUGCCCAGUCUCUGAUGUAGGAGUCUGA
Molecule: messenger RNA, 1446 nt
Organism: Pipistrellus nathusii (Nathusius's pipistrelle)
Lineage: Eukaryota; Metazoa; Chordata; Mammalia; Chiroptera; Vespertilionidae
Source: the annotation of a GenBank genome assembly